AGCUGGUUGCUUUCCAUUGAAUCACAGUCUGCCGUCUGGGGGGGUUUGCAUCAGUUAUUUGCAGUAAAGAGAAUGUGAGAUAUUUUUGAGACAUUGGUUCUGGCAGCCUUUUUUCAUCCAGCACUAGUAGACAACCAUAUGCAGUGGCCAAAAAACAGAAAGCAAGAAACAAGAGGGAAGUAUUAUGUGAGCCAGAUAUCCCGGAUUACUGCUGGCCUCCACAGGUGUUGUGAAUUCCUUUUAAGAAACUCAGGAAAGUCUGUCUGGCCCUCACCAGCCACCAUACAUUGAAGUUAGCUAGUAGCUGCUAAUGUGUAGAGUGUGUGGCUGCACCACUGCUCUUAUUUGAGUACUUUCUCUUUUACAGUGGCAUUUUGCAACAACACAGUCUUCUUUAGAUGUUUAUAAAAGACAAAGCAGACUUAACUUGAAGGAUGAGUGCUUGGAAACACAUCAACCGGCACCUGAGUACGGACCAGGUUGUUUUGCCAUUUUCACAGGAGCCUGUGGAGAGACUUGCAUCCAGAUUGUCCUUCAAAAGAUAUAAGCCUGGUUACAAUCUCCGACAUCACCUCCUGACUCAUAAAAAGGCAGCUUCUGGGGUGGAAAAUGGCAAAGAGGAGAACACGAAGGAGGUGUUGAACACAAGGGAGAUUGACGCCUAGUGAUGCCAGGACAUUGAGCAGCACAAUGCGUGGCACUUGGUUAGGGGUCACACCCCUCAUCAUAAUGGUUCUGCUCAAGCUGGCCCAGGGCCAAGAACUUCCUUUAGUCCCAGAGAUGGGAGUCGCUCAGGAAGGGGCCAGCGAAGAGGCAACCCCAGCUCCCACCACAGAACAAGAGGAUGACAACUCUUUGGGCUACACAGGAUCCCGUCUGCGCCAAGAGGACACCCCACCCCGGAUUGUGGAGCACCCAUCUGACCUGAUUGUUUCCAAAGGGGAGCCAGCCACUCUCAACUGUAAGGCAGAGGGGCGGCCAACCCCGACAGUGGAGUGGUACAAGGAUGGAGAACGAGUGGAAACAGACAGGGACAAUCCCCGUUCUCAGCGCAUGCUGCUGCCCAGUGGCUCCCUCUUCUUCUUACGGAUCGUCCAUGGUCGACGGAGCAAGCCGGACGAAGGUUCCUACGUCUGUGUUGCCCGCAACUACCUGGGAGAGGCAGUGAGCCACAAUGCUUCACUUGAAGUAGCCAUUCUACGUGAUGACUUCAGACAAAACCCUGCAGAUGUGAUCGUGGCAGCAGGAGAGCCAGCAGUCCUGGAGUGUCAACCUCCACGUGGACAUCCUGAACCCACCAUAUCAUGGAAGAAAGAUGGAAUAAACAUUGAUGACCGAGAUGAGAGGAUAACUAUACGUGGAGGGAAGCUAAUGAUCACAAAUGCCCGGAAAAGUGAUGCUGGGAAGUACGUGUGCGUCGGCACAAACAUGGUUGGAGAACGCGAAAGUGAAAUAGCUGAACUUACAGUGCUUGAGCGUCCCAGUUUUGUACGUCGCCCAGGUAGCCAGGUGGUGUUAGUGGACCAAAGUGUAGAGUUCAGGUGUGAGGCCCGUGGUGACCCAGUUCCCACCGUGCGCUGGAGGAAAGACGAUGGUGACCUGCCCAAAGGAAGAUAUGAGAUUCGGGAAGACCACACCCUGAAGAUCCGUCGUCUGACCUCAGCUGAUGUAGGCUCUUACACCUGUGUGGCAGAGAACUUGGUGGGCAAGGCAGAGGCAUCGGCCACGCUCACCGUCCACGUCAUGUCUGUGCCCCCGGCAUUUGUGGUGAGACCAAGGAACCAGGUGGUUGGGGUUGGCAGAACCGUCACCUUCCAGUGCGAGGCCACUGGAAACCCACAGCCAGCCAUUUUCUGGCAGCGGGAAGGCAGUCAGAACCUGCUCUUCUCCUACCAGCCUCCUCAACCCUCCAGCCGAUUUUCUGUAUCUCAGACUGGGGAUCUGACCAUCACUGAUGCCGAACGCUCAGAUAUGGGAUACUACAGCUGCCAGGCCCUCAACAUUGCUGGCAGUGUCAUCACCAAGGCUCUGCUAGAGGUCACUGAUGUUGUGUCAGACCGUCCGCCACCAGUUAUCCGACAAGGCCCAACCAAUCAGACGGUGGCUGUGGAUGGCACAGUGGUCCUCAACUGUGUGGCGUCGGGUAACCCCAACCCUACCAUCCUCUGGAGGAAGGAUGGUGUCUUGGUGUCCACUCACGACUCCAGGGUCAAACAGCUGGACACAGGCGCACUGCAGAUACGCUAUGCAAAGCUUGGGGACACUGGCACCUACACCUGCAUUGCCUCCACACCCAGCGGAGAGGCCUCAUGGAAAGCCUAUUUAGAAGUUCAAGAGUUUGGAGUCCCAGUCCAGCCAAACAGACCUACUGACCCAAACCUGAUCCCCAGUGCCCCUUCUAAACCUGAUGUCACCGACGUUACCCGCACCUCCAUCACACUCUCCUGGAAGCCUAAUCUUAAUGCUGGAGCCACCCCCACCUCCUAUAUAAUAGAGGCCUUCAGUCAUGCAUCAGGGAGCAGCUGGCAGACUUUGGCGGAGCAUGUGAAAACUGAGUCAUUUGUACUGAAGGGCUUGAAGUCCAGUGCAGUCUACCUCUUCUUAGUACGGGCAGCCAAUGCCUAUGGGCUGAGUGAUCCCAGUCCUAUUACUGAUGCUGUGAAAACACAAGAUAUCCCUCCCACCAGUCAGGGUGUGGACCAUCGUCAGAUCCAAAGGGAGCUGGGAGAGGUGGUAAUCCACCUGCACAACCCCACCAUUCUCUCUUCCUCAUCUGUCAGGGUGCAGUGGACAGUGGAGCAGCAGUCACAGUACAUACAGGGCUACAAGGUGAUGUACAGGCCUUCCCCAGAGGGGCUGCAGAGGAGUGAAUGGGCUGUGUUUGAGGUGCGCACACCUGGGGAGGACAGCGCCGUUGUGCCGCAGCUUCGGAAGGGAGUCACGUAUGAAUUCAAAGUCCGCCCCUUCUUCAAUGAAUUCCAGGGAACAGACAGCGAUGUCAAAAUUGGCAAGACGCUGGAGGAAGCCCCCAGUGCCCCUCCUCGUGAGGUUACAGUGACGGAGAGUGGGGACAAUGGGACCGCCAUCGUGGUCUCCUGGCAACCCCCUCCAGAAGAGGAGCAGAAUGGGGUGGUCCAGGAGUACAAGAUUUGGUGUUUGGGGAAUGAGAGUAGGUACCACAUCAACCGGACAGUUGAAGGCUCAACCUUGUCCGUGGCGAUUCCCAAUCUGGCCCCAGGGAUCCGCUACGGUGUGGAGGUAGCAGCCAGCACCGGGGCAGGUCCUGGGGUCAAGAGCGACAUCACCUUCUUCCAGCUUGAUGCAUCUGGGCGGAUGACCGAGACCGGGCCCACGGAGAACCCGCUGUCCCAGCAGAUCUCAGAUGUGGUCAAACAGCCAGCCUUCAUAGCAGGCAUAGGUGCUGCUUGCUGGAUCAUCCUCAUGGUCUUCAGCAUCUGGUUGUACAGACACCGAAAGAAAAGGAAUGGCCUCUCCAGCAGCUAUGCAGGCAUACGCAAAGUGCCAUCCUUUACUUUCACACCAACAGUGGCAUAUCAAAGAGGUGGAGAAGGUGUAAGCAGCGCUGGAAGGCCUGGUUUGCUAAACAUUGGGGAAUCUGCCACUCAGCCCUGGCUGGCUGACACAUGGCCCAACUCCUGCUCCAACCACAACGACUGCAGCAUUAACUGCUGCACUGCAGGCAAUGGCAACAGUGACAGCAACUUGGCAACAUACAGCCGACCAGCCGAUUGCAUCGCCAAUUAUAACAACCAGAUGGAAAACAAGCAGACCAACCUCAUGGUGCCAGAGUCAGGAGUCUAUGGAGAUGUAGACCUGUCCAACAAGAUCAAUGAGAUGAAGACCUUCAACAGCCCCAACCUGAAAGACGGACGCUUUGUGGGUCCAGGAGGCCAGCCAACACCUUACGCCACCACCCAGCUCAUCCAGUCCGCCAUCAUGGGCAACAAUAUAAACUCAGACAGAGGAACUGGAGGGAGUGGAGGCGGACCUGGGAGUGGAGGCGAAGUGAAUGAGAAACACUGCUGGAAGCCCACCUCAGUCCAGCAGCAGAAACAGGAAAUGGGCUCCCAGCUGCAGUACAUCAUCAUGGAGCAAAACAAGCUAAACAAGGACCGCUACAGAGGAGGUGACAGCCCUAUGCCAGCCACCAUCCCUUACAACCAGACCCACGACAGCCACACUGGGGGCUCCUAUAACAGCUCUGACCGAGGCAGCAGUAGUACCUCCGGGAGUCAGGGUCAAAAGAAGGGAAUGCGCACCCCCAAACUACCCAAACAGAGCACAAUGAAUUGGGCUGACCUGCUGCCCCCUCCCCCUGCAAACCCACCCCCAAGUCGGAACGCAGAGGAGUACUCUCUAUCAAUGGAAGAAAGCUGUGACCCAGACAUGCAGUGCCCCAUGCCCCCCUCUCACAUGUACCUGCAGCCUGAUGAGCUGGAGGAGGAGGAGGAGAUGGAGAGGGGGCCCACUCCUCCCAUCCGAGGUGCAGCAUCUUCCCCUGCCGCUGUAUCUUACAGUCACCAGUCCACAGCCACUCUCACCCCCUCACCCCAGGAGGAGAUGCAGCCGAUGCUCCAGAACGCACCUGACAGCCAUGAACGCAGGCGCCAUGCUGUAAGCCCCCCACCCCCUCCGAGGCCCCUCUCUCCUUCACACACAUAUGGGUACAUCACCAGCCCACUGGCCUUGGACACUGAUGGUAUGGAGGAGGAGGAUAUAUUGGAGGAAGAGGAGGAGGGUGACGAGACAGAUGCAGAGGUGGCCAAGAUGCACUACCACCACACCCACCCCCACACACAUCCUCAUCAUCCCCAGAUGCAUCCACGAAGGUUACUGCUACGAGGGCUUGAACAGACACCUGCGUCCAGCAUGGGUGACCUAGAGAGCUCAGUGACUGGCUCCAUGAUCAACGGAUGGGGGUCAGCUUCUGAAGAGGAUAACGUCUCUUCAGGGAGGUCCAGUGCAGUCAGCUCAUCAGAUGGAUCCUUCUUCACUGAUGCCGACUUUGCUCAAGCGGUUGCUGCAGCCGCAGAGUACUCAGGCCUCAGGGUGGCCAAGUACCCCAACACACAGGGCCAGGAAGUAGGAGGAGCUUCAGCACGAAAAUACCAAAUAAACCCGUCAGGCCACCGUCCUAGCAGCCCAGUGUCUACAGACAGUAACAUGAGUAUGGCAGCUGUACACAGGAGGCCUCCUAAAAAGCAGAAACAGCAUCCUGCAGGCCAUCAAGGGAACCAGCGACGUGAAGCCUAUAACGAAGAUCUCCCACCUCCACCUAUCCCACCUCCAGCGGUGCUUAAGUCCCCUACACAUCCCUCCAAGGCAGCCCUGGAGGGCCGAGUGAUUUCCAACAAAGCAGGUGAGGGUCGAGACAAGAGAGGAGGAACAGGAGGCUAUAAGCCCCGAGAGGGUUCGGACCCCAGAACCAGCUCAUCUGAACGCAGAGACGCUCAGGAGAGACAAAAGACUGGUCAUGGAGAGAAAGGGAAUAGACAUGAGGGUAGCACUGCCAGCAAGACACGCCAACAUGCAGCUUCAGAGGACAUUCUGCCCUAUAGCCGACCACAGUUCCCCACAGUCAACAGCCCGCGAGACCCAAGUUCCUCCAGCUCCAUGUCCUCAAGGGGCUCAGGGGGCCGACGGAGAGGAGAGGGAGGCCGCAGGAACCCUGCAGACAUGGGCCUCAUCACCACGGGGGCCUUACAACCAGGAGAUGAAGAGCUAGAGAUGGUAGAAAGCUGAAGAACGGAGGAGACAAAGGAGGAACUGUCCUGAUUUUUCCGAGAAUGGAGCACCAUUGUUUCUCUUACAAUUUUAAAUCUCUCAGUAUUUCACCAUCAUGUUGGCUGCCAUCAUACCGUACAUCAGUAGUGUUUCUUUACAUCUGGAAAACAGACCAAUGGUUUUUUUUCUAACUAUUCAUUUUUUAUGUCCAUUUGAAAAAAAAAAACAAAAACAAAAAAAGAAAGCGUCUCUGAAGAUAAAAGAAUGGUGCAUUCAAAACAAAAUACGCAGUAGUAUAUUUAUGUUUAAUUCCAAUGCAAUAUGGAGUGAAAUCCUACUCCAGACAUUGACAUGACUCGGCUUGCCUUGAAAAGAACUUUGGAGAGCCCACACAGUCAGAUGUUACUGUAAUAAAAUAGCUGCAACAGGGGUGGACUGUAAAUAUACGUGUAUACAUGAUGUCCUCUUGUUUUACCCAUUGUGGUACCUCAAAUUUGUCUUCCAUGUUUUAUUUUGCGAAUUCUAAUUUUAUUAUGCCAGUAAAUAUAAAUAUUAUUUUAUCAUUUCCAUUCAUGUUGUAAAUUGCAAUAUUAUUUAGCUGCCCCAAGAAAGUGCCACUUUGGGAUUUUUUUUUUUCCUUUUCAUUUGGUUUUUUGUAAUGCACUGUUAUGUUUCGUGUUGUCGUUCAAUGUUUGUUAUUUGUUUUACUUUGGUUUUAAAAGCACAAUCACUAAACUUUAUUUUAAACCAUUCUAUCUAUUAACCUUUUUGUCUUACUGGAGGAAAACAGGUAUGACAAAAGAGUCUAGUUAAUCCUGAUGAUGGUGAUGAUAACGGUGUAGGUAAAGGUUGCUGUUUACGAAGGCUGUGCUUGAAAGGAGACUCCUUGCGUUGUGAUUGUCUCCCUCUCCAGUUCUGACGCUAGCUCAAGUGAUAAAACAAACAGUUAAUGUGAGUCAUAGCUGCAAUGUAAAUAUCUCUUCACAUUGACCAUAAACUCAGCUAUUGCACAGUAAUUGAAAUGGUAAUGUUGUCUACUAAUGCACUUAAAUGAAUUUCAAAUACAGGAAAUAAGAGUCACUUUGGGAAUUGGAGAGGUUGUUAUUGGACAAGAAGGGUCUCUUUUCUUGACAAGACAGGGGUGUUGGAUCCCUGUUUUUAAGGAGAGAGGGUGCUGUUGUUUAUUCAUAGGACAUCUGCAAACAUUUGUUUCGUAAAGCAAAAAGUAAAAAGAACUAAAAAAAUGAUUAAUAAAAAAGUUCAAACUAUACAUGUGACUUUGGUCAUUUGUCAAUAUUUUCUGAAAGAAUAAGGGUGUAUUCUUCUAGAUUUGUCUUAAUAUCAACAAAUUCCACAAAAGCCAAACCAACUAUGCAUCACUCUCUCACUCAACAUUUUACCAUUUCUCUAUCCAGUCUGUGGCACUCAACCCCAAGCCCAUUCAUUCCAACUGAAGACACAAAUCUUCAAAAAACUUCAACAAAUAACCCAUAAUAAUAGCCAUUCGAUUUUAAGAAGGUACAUUUCCUAAACAGCGGGGCACUGGUGGUUUUACUAAAACUGUAGUAU
Molecule: messenger RNA, 7314 nt
Organism: Xiphias gladius (swordfish)
Lineage: Eukaryota; Metazoa; Chordata; Actinopteri; Istiophoriformes; Xiphiidae
Gene: robo1
Product: roundabout, axon guidance receptor, homolog 1 (Drosophila)
Exons: 34
Coding region: 691-5763 (1690 amino acids)
Biological process (GO): Roundabout signaling pathway; axon guidance; axon midline choice point recognition
Cellular component (GO): neuron projection
Molecular function (GO): axon guidance receptor activity; protein binding
Source: RefSeq, a predicted model, not a curated record